Messenger RNA from Paramecium sonneborni, 327 nucleotides. The record is from the annotation of a GenBank genome assembly. Lineage: Eukaryota; Ciliophora; Oligohymenophorea; Peniculida; Parameciidae.
AUGUCUGAUUUAGCAGAAGUUCAGAAAAAUCACUUUUUUGUUGGAAAAAUAAAUACCUCUAAUAUUGUUAUUACGAUUUUAGAGUUUUUCUUCAACAAAUUGAAAAUAAGUUUGGAAAAAUAAAUAUAAUUAUUUCUUAUGAAAUUCAAAAGAUUUAUUAAUAACUUAAAGCUGUUUUGUACUUUGAAUAAUUCAAGAAAGUGGGAUUAAGGUCAAAAAAUGAAUGAGUUUAACUCUAAAAUCUCUAUAUAUAUUAAAAUUUUGGCUGAUUAAUUUACUCAAAAACAAAAAUUGAAAAAAUAGAAAAAAAUUAAAAAAAAUUCUUGA